AGUAGAUAAUGAUAAUCUAGUCUAGUGACUAGUCUAGUGAGUCUAAGUCUAAGUCUAGUCUACUUUUUAAACUUUUUAUGUUUGGUCUGUCAGGCAGUACACUAAACUACAGUCUACUGACUACACUACUGUGUCUAGAGCAUUCACUGACACUUGAAAAUGAGGCUAGUUAUUCAUGAUAACUAUGACCAAGUCUCAGAAUGGGCAGCAAAAUAUGUCAGAAAAUGUAUCAUAAACUUCAAAGCCGGUCCUGAAAAGUAUUUUACUUUGGGUCUUCCAACAGGUAGUACUCCACUAGGCAUGUAUAAAAAGCUGAUAGAGUUCCAUCGAGCUGGUAAACUAUCAUUCAAGUAUGUGAAAACAUUCAACAUGGAUGAGUAUGUUGCUCUGCCCAGAGAGCAUCCUGAAAGUUACCACUCUUUUAUGUGGGAGAACUUUUUCAAGCACAUCGACAUUGAACCAGAAAAUGCUCAUCUGCUGAACGGAAAUGCUGAAGACUUGGAGAAAGAGUGCCAAGAGUAUGAACAAAGGAUCAAAGAAGCGGGUGGAAUAAGACUGUUUAUUGGUGGGAUUGGUCCAGAUGGCCACAUUGCUUUCAAUGAACCAGGUUCUAGCUUAGUCUCUCGCACUAGAGUUAAAACUCUUGCUCAAGAAACCAUUUUGGCCAACGCCCGUUUCUUUGGUAAUGAUCUGAAAAAGGUACCAACCCAAGCUUUAACUGUUGGAGUUGGAACGGUGAUGGAUGCUGAUGAGGUCAUGAUUUUGAUAACUGGAGCUCACAAAGCGUUUGCCCUGCACAAGGCGAUUGAAGAAGGUGUUAACCACAUGUGGACAGUCUCUGCCUUCCAGCAGCAUCCACAUGCCAUUUUCCUCUGCGACGAGGAUGCCACAAUGGAACUGCGUGUGAGAACUGUGAAAUACUUCAAAGGACUGAUGCAGAUUCACAAUAAACUUGUGGAAGAACCAGAUCUUAUAAAAGUUGAUUAGAAUUCUGUUUCAAGAGGAGCUAUGAAUCUUGUAAAACACUCGACACAUUCUUUUAUUGUUACCUAAAGUCAAAUUUUCAUAUAUUUCAGCUGUUAACUGAUGUGGUAAAAAAAAACCACAUAUCAACAGUACGAGAAUAAGUCAUGAUUUUCAUUUCAUUCUGCUAAAUAAACAAUGAAUGAUGCAUUUCUAAAAUAAAGUGUACAGCUAUACUCUGCUGAUGAAAUUUUAGCAUUUGAUGUAAAUCUACAAACCUUUUCAUUCCUUCAAAUAAUUUUUUUUUAAUCAUUUGUUUGAUGUAGAUCCUUCUUUUAACAUCUUAUUGAGAAAUUUAAAAAGUUUGAUAAUUGUUAAUGCACUGAUUGCAAAGUGUUUCCUACUUCUGUUGAAUUCUUGCCCUCAAAUGAAAUCAGGGCAUACUGAAUAGCACUGCAAUUAAUUUAUUUUUGUUUAGUGUAAUUUUGAAACAAAAUCAAAAUUUCUAGAUUAUAAUUUGAUACUUGUAAAAAAAUGAUUUAGAUAUUUUUUUUACUAGUUUUUAAAAAAAUAUUGAUUGGAAUAGAUUUGUUUUUUUAGCAGUUACUUGUACAUUCCAUAUUUGUUUCAUACAAUAGUUUUGAUCUUUUUAAUAUUAUUAUGUGGUUUAAAGUCACAAAGAUGUUAACAACUGAACAAGCUCUCAAGUUUAUCACUCAUCAAUAGAUCUGUGAACACAUUUUUUCUUUUACACCACAAUAUUGUAAAGUCAAUAUAUCUUUAAAAUAAAAAUGUUUGAAUUCGCUUUAAUACAUCAGCAUAAUAUUUUUGCUAUCUCAUGCAUUUAAAUAAAUGUACAUGAUAAACAUCAAGUCAAUGAGCAUAAAGGAAAUGAAGCUCUUGUAAAGUUCUAAUGUUUUCACAGCUCUUUAUUGUUUUUCCCUUUUUUUUUCCCCCCCUUCACCCCCAUUUUUGUAUCAACGUCACCACUUUCUUUUUUAUAUUAUAAUGCAUGAUAAAUGUCUCCAUGGUAACAGAUUAUAAGAAGUAUCCAGUGAGCGUGAUCUAGUCCUUAUAACCUGUGUGAAUGUGAUGUCAAAGUAGAUUCUUAUAUUUUGAAACAUUACACCUCAGCAAGCUGAAUAAUUGUCACUGAAGUAAAAAAAAGUCAUCUAGUCUUUUAUUUCACUGAAAUUAAACAUAGUCUUUCCAAA
Biomphalaria glabrata is the source of this 2177-nucleotide messenger RNA. Its product is annotated as glucosamine-6-phosphate isomerase 2-like. The transcript has 6 exons. Gene Ontology annotation, cellular component: cytoplasm. The record is from RefSeq and is a predicted model, not a curated record. Lineage: Eukaryota; Metazoa; Mollusca; Gastropoda; Planorbidae. Bases 160 to 987 code for a protein of 275 amino acids. Gene Ontology annotation, molecular function: glucosamine-6-phosphate deaminase activity; identical protein binding. Gene Ontology annotation, biological process: N-acetylglucosamine catabolic process; carbohydrate metabolic process; D-glucosamine catabolic process.